UAAAAUACAUAAACAAAUAAAGAAAACUUCGAAAGAAGGAGCACGGAAAUACCCUUGUCCCCGUCCUCGCGAGCUCCGGGAGCUGGAAUUUCGACGACACUGGCCGCCGACGGUGAGUUCAUCGAAAGCUUGAACGAUGGCGAGGAAGCCGAGUGCCUGUGCGUUGUGCGAGCAGUCCAAUCUUGCCUGCAUCUGCCCCGUUUGUGUCAAUCACAGGUUGAGUGAUUACAAUGCGAGGUUGAAGCCUUCGAGGAGUAAACGGGAUUCCCUGCACAAAAAACUGGCAGCAGAAUUGGUGGCUGGGAGAAAAGCCGCUGACCAGGUUAAUUGGAGAAUAGUCCAGGCAGAGAAACUGUCAAAGAUGAACCAACGGCUUCACUUCUUGAAGGAGAAACUCGCAAAAGAUAAGGCCAAAGUUGAAAAAGUGUCAAAUGAUUUGAAGAUUAAAAAUGAUGUUCUAGAUUCUGCUUUUGCGAUGUUAGAACAAAAACGUCUGGAUGUGUUGGAGAAGUAUUAUCCCAACUUCAUCUGCACCCAAAACUUGGGUCUUAUGGCAAUCACUUCUGAACGUCUACAUAAGCAGUCUGUGGUUGUGAAACAUAUCUGUAGAUUGUUUCCAAUGCAUCGAGUGAAUGCAGAUGGAGAGAAGAAUGAUGGUUAUGGUGGCUUGUAUGAUCAAAUAUGCUAUGCACGCUUGCCUAGGGGGCUUGAUCCGCAUUCUGUCCCAUCUGAAGAGCUUGCAGCCUCACUGGGGUACAUGGUCCAACUAUUGAAUCUUUUAGUCCCAAACCUGGCUGCUCCUGCUCUUCAUAAUGCAGGGUUUGCGGGUUCAUGUUCUCGUAUAUGGCAACGAGAUUCAUAUUGGGAUGCACGGCCAUCUUCACCAAGCAAGGAAUAUCCACUCUUUAUCCCACGCCAAAAUUUUUGCUCCUCUGGUGGUGACAAUUCAUGGUCAGACAGAGGAUGCAGUAACUUUGGCGUGGCCUCGGUGGAGUCUGAAAGGAGACCUUAUCUGGAUUCUUCUGGAGCCAAUAGCUUUAAUUAUUCUUCUGCAUCUCCCCACACUAUUGAGACUCACAAAGAAUUGCAAAAAGGAAUAUCAUUACUUAAGAAGAGUGUUGCAUGCAUUACUGCAUAUUGCUACAACUCCUUAGGUUUGGAUAUACCUGUGGAAGCAACUACUUUUGAAGCGUUUGCAAAGCUCCUGGCCACUCUAUCUUCUUCAAAAGAAAGGCACUCCGUGUUUUCAUUGAAGCAUGCACACGCAAGAUCAGACAAGCGAACGCAGAGGCUGAACAAAUCAGUUUGCCAUGCAAAUUCAGUAGUUUCAUCUAGUUUAGCAGGGAGCACGCAUAUCACCCCUAUCAGGCCAAAUGUUAUCAAUAACAACCUUUCAAACUCUACCGCAAGCUUCUUAUACUCCGCUGAUAUGGCCGGGUUGGGGAAAAUUGAAAGUCUUGUGGAGGAGUGGGAUCUAGUUGAGCAUCCUACCCUCCCACCUCCGCCAUCACAAGUUGAAGACACUGAACAUUGGACCCGUGCUAUGUUCACAGAUGCAACAAAGAAAUGAAAAUAAGACCAAUCUCUAAUUUGUUGAUGUACAUAUAUGUAAUUUCUUUCCAGUUCUGGCUGAUGGUCUCUCCAGUUUUAAUCCAAGCCUCACAUUCAUCAUUCCCAAACUAACAUGCAAUGUCAUUUUGAAGGCUAUUUGUUGUGCGUUGGUACUAAUGCUGGUGUAUUGGCCUAAUUGUACCAUGGUAAGGGUUCUUCAUUUCAUUUUGAGCAUGAAGGGAAAUGUUGAAUGCUUAACAACAUGGAGCUGUGGAUUUCGUUGAAAUGUUGACCAGUGUUUUAUUAA
Messenger RNA from Dioscorea cayenensis subsp. rotundata (Guinea yam), 1858 nucleotides. RefSeq lists its product as uncharacterized. The record is from RefSeq and is a predicted model, not a curated record. Gene Ontology annotation, cellular component: lytic vacuole; endosome. Bases 137 to 1570 code for a protein of 477 amino acids. The transcript has 13 exons. Gene Ontology annotation, biological process: SNARE complex assembly. Lineage: Eukaryota; Viridiplantae; Streptophyta; Magnoliopsida; Dioscoreales; Dioscoreaceae. Gene Ontology annotation, molecular function: SNARE binding.